Oncorhynchus gorbuscha (pink salmon) is the source of this 2928-nucleotide messenger RNA. It is a transcript of the gene pcbp4, whose product is annotated as poly(rC) binding protein 4. Gene Ontology annotation, molecular function: mRNA binding. Gene Ontology annotation, biological process: negative regulation of mRNA splicing, via spliceosome. The transcript is spliced from 14 exons. Gene Ontology annotation, cellular component: nucleus; cytoplasm. The coding region runs from base 137 to 1579 and encodes 480 amino acids. NCBI's taxonomy places the organism in Eukaryota, Metazoa, Chordata, Actinopteri, Salmoniformes, Salmonidae. The record is from RefSeq and is a predicted model, not a curated record.
CUCCGACAGGGAUAUAUCAUUGUCAGCUACUAUUUCCCAGAGGCUUUUUACACACCAUAUCAAGAGAGCUGUGAGGAGAGAGAGAACCUCUCCCUUCACCCUGAGAGUCUGUCUGUCUGUCUGCAGAGCAUCUUUCAUGCGUCUCCUUGUGUCUCAGUCUCACAUCAACAUGAACUGUGAACAGGACUUUGGGGAGGGGGGCAUGAACGUCACCCUUACGCUACGGCUCCUCAUGCACGGAAAGGAAGUUGGCAGCAUCAUCGGAAAGAAAGGAGAGACAGUGAAGAAAAUACGAGAAGAGAGCAGCGCCCGUAUCAACAUCUCAGAGGGCUCGUGUCCAGAGAGGAUCAUCACUAUUACAGGACCUACAGACUGUGUCUUCAGAGCCUUCACUAUGAUCACUCUCAAACUGGAAGAGGACCUCACAACUCUGGUAGCCAAUGGCACGGUCACCAGCAAGCCCCCUGUCACCCUAAGAUUGGUCAUUCCUGCCAGCCAAUGCGGUUCUCUCAUCGGGAAGGGCGGCUCCAAGAUCAAGGAGAUCAGAGAGACCACGGGGGCACAAGUACAGGUAGCAGGAGACCUCCUUCCCAACUCCACUGAGAGAGGAGUGACGAUAUCCGGGACCCAAGACGCCAUCAUCCAGUGUGUCAAGCUCAUCUGCACUGUCAUUCUGGAGUCACCUCCGAAGGGGGCCACUGUUCCAUAUCGACCCAGCCCCUCCCCUGGAACAGUCAUGAUCUCCGGGAACCAGGUGUUCGAGGCGUCUGAGUACGGGUCACACCCCCUCUUCCAAUUGGCCCAGGGAGGGAUGGAUCUACAACAAACGUACGCUGUACAGAACCAAUAUGGCAUUCCACAUUCAGAGUUGGCCAAGCUUCACCAGUUGUCUAUGCAGCAGCAAGGCCUGGCCGCCCAGAUGAACCAACAGCAGACCAACUCUGUCAUACCUGGAAUGGACUCCAAUUCACAGACUACAUCACAGGAGCUACUCAUUCCAAAUGAUCUCAUCGGCUCCAUCAUCGGGCGUCAGGGCACCAAGAUCAAUGAGAUCCGCCAGGUGUCAGGGGCUCAGAUAAAGAUCGGUAGCCAGCUGGACAGCACCAGUGAUAGAGCCGUCACCAUCACAGGGACACCCAUCUCUAUCAACCUGGCCCAAUACCUCAUCACCUCCUGUUUAGAGACCGCCAAAUCCACCGCCCAGUCUUCCUCCAUGUCGACCCCUGCUGACCUCACCAUGGCCUACAGCCAACCGCCCUCCCCAGCCCAAUCUUCAGCUGUGGCUGCUGCCACCCUGGCUGCCAUGGGCUGCCCUGGCAUGUCCCACCCCCACCCCCACGCUGCAGUCCCCAUGAUGGGCACCCACCCUUAUGGGGCCCUCCCCCUCUCCAGCCUCCUUGGAAUGCAAUCCAUGAAAUCCAUCCAAUCUGUACCCUUCCUGGCUUUAUCCAACCCUGCCGCCAAUGCAGCCGCCGCCGCUGGGGCCCAUGCCCAGGCCCAGAUCUCCUACACAGCGAAGAUCUCCUCGGCCAACGGGAUCGGGAAGAAACCGGAGAGACAGAAGUUUGCGCCAUACUGAUGACGUCCGUCUCCAUCCCGCCAUCACUCCAUCCUUCUCUCCAGCUCUCACUUCCGUCCCUGAGACAAGAAAGAAAUGGGGGAAGAAUGGAAGGAAGGUCUGUUUUUGUUGUUGUUGUUGUUAUAUUCCUCCAUUCUCUUCUCUCUUCUAGUUGUGUAGUACAUUCUAGAGACUUUAGCCCAUAUCUUCAAUACACUAAGAGGAACUUUGGAUUAGUUUGUAUAGAAAGCUAUAUUUAUGUUGUCAGGCCGAGGAAGCCUAUCAAGCCAUAGUCUGUAUCUCAGAUGGAACCCAUCUCAGAUGGAACCCAUCUCAAAUGGAACCCAUCUCAAAUGGAACCCAUCUCAAAUGGAACCCAUCUCAAAUGGAACCCAUCUCAGAUGGAACCCAUCUCACCUUUAUACUGCAGUUCUGUUGACCAGAGCUAAUGGUGCUCCAGGGUUCUAGGCCCCACUAGGGUUCUGAUCAAAAGUAGUGUAUUGUAUAUGGAAAAGGGUUCUGUUUGAGAUGCAGCCAUAGACUAUUAUUUCCUUCACUUUUAUCCUCCUCUCACCGUCCUUUCAUUCUACUCUACUGCUUUUAUUUAUUAUUGACUUCUACUGAAAUAUUCCCACAACGAGUUUAUACAUUUAAACACUGGUGACUGAUGCUCGACUGUAUGUUCCUGUAUCAGCUUUUAUACAAUGAUGUGUGUUCCUUCCUUUAUACAACUCCAAGUUUUUCUUUUGUAUUUGAAGAACGAUGUAAAAAAAAAAAAAUGGAAAAUGACUUCAGACCUCUCUUUUCUUUUAGUGUUAUUUUUGUCAUGUUUUUUUGCCACAUUUUGUUAGAAAUGUGUUGUUUAAUUUAUUUUAUUUAUUAUGACGAGUAUUACUUUUACAAUAAAAUGUUAGUUUUUUUAGGAGGAAAAUGGCUCCAGGUACUACUACCAAAACUACUAAUACUUCUCUUCCUUCCUGUCUCUUUUGACUAAAGAAGGCCUUUCUUCCUGUCUGUCUCCUACUAAAGCAAAGGUUUUUUUUUAGCAACGUUAGGUUUCUGUUGAAUAGAGAGAAAGUGUUUUUCCACAUCUUAUAUGUCAAUAUAAUGAAUAAUUGAACACGCUAAAAGCAGGGUACAUGGAUUUAAACACCUAAAGCCCUCUUGGGAUGAGGGAUGAGUGAUGAGGGAUGAGGGAUGAGGAUGUUUUUCUCACCCCGGCUGUCAAACUAAUACUAGCUAUUCUAAUACUAGCUAUUCUUGACUAAUUCUGCAUGUUAGUUCGGCCACACACACAAGCGCGUGCGCACCACACACACACACACACACACACACACUGAAACACACACACACACGCGCAACACACACAC